CAGUGACUGCCACCCAGGGCUUGAGACAGUUGUUUUAAAUAAUAGUUCAUCCAAGCAGUCGGCAGGGUAUUUUGCAUGUUUUGUCACUGGAGACAAAUAAUUAUAUCUGUAGGUGUUAGGGGAGGCCAUCUAUUUUUUUCACUUGAUUCUGGCUGCUGUGAAGAUAAUGCAACUCAGCUAAAAGGAGCUGAUAAGUGUGUGCUCUGAUGUGUUGAUCCUACAAAUUCUUUUAAAACACAAUUUGAAACAAGUGUUCGUCUUUCCAUGGUUGCAAGAUCUUGCUCCUGUACUUUAAUGCUAUGUUGUUGUGUCUAUGUACAUUUGUUUGUUGAUGCGUUUUGCUCUAAGCAUACAUAUUCAAUUGAAAAUUUCAAAGUUUGAAAAGGGGUGUGAAAAAGGCGUCUUGUUGCCGGCAAGAGUAACAUUCCCGUCUGUACCUAUGAAUCCUAAAGAACUUGUCAUCCACUUUGGUUCUCUCCAGGAGUUGCUAGAGUGCAGGAAGGCCAGAGUGAAGGUUCUGCAAGCUGACUGGCGGACCUCGCCGUCGUGGAGUUGACUGUCACAUAGCGCCUCUCGCCGCCAGCUAUCAUUUUAGCUCAAAAAGGCGUCGGAGGUCUUGCUGCCGAAAAUACCGACAGUUGUUAGUUUUGUUACACUUAGGAGCAUGUGAAAAUGACCGACUGCUGACUGUGGCGGGGGUUCGCAGAGCAGAGGUCACUCGCUGGUUCCAGGUCGGAUAUGACAGGUCAUCUAGAACCUGGCUUUAGAAGAAAUGGAGAUGGACAGUCUGAGAACCUUUAGUGACCUGCCAGGGUUUAUGGCGAAUUCUAUCCUUUUGGACCCACACGGCUUUGAACUGCCCCUAGGCAGGUACUUAUCUACAUUGAGUGCUUUUUACAAGACCAGUACGUUGUAAGCCAUUCCUAGCAUUGGCUCUGAACUACUUUUAGGCAUUUAUUUCAGGGUUUUUGUUUUUUAAUUCCUAGGGAAUUGGUUGUCAACACACCAUGUCACCUGUGUGGAAACAAUCUUUCGCAGGUGCCUAAGACAUAGUUUCUUAUAUGACAGAGCACUUGCCUUUUCUCUGUCGCCGCACCUGUUUGGACCAGUGCCAGAGAACUUCCGUCAGCCAGGAACCAACUUGCAUUAGUCGACCUGCCUUGUCGUAUUGUCUGUUAUGAAACAGCGAUCUACCUCUGAUCUUGCUUCAUUUUUUCCCCUGUUAAUCUUUCAUGACGACUUAAAAAAAAAAUUAAAGGUACACUAGAUUGUUAGAACACUGGAAGAAAACAUCAGAGGUAUCCCUUGCUCAUUUUUUGGGGCACCGAGCCAGGCCUGGGCGUAUUAUUUUUGAACGAAAUAUGGUGUUUUUCUGAAAUGUUUACGGUAGUUCUUAGGUCACCCAUGACUUUGUGACACACGGCGUAUUACUUUUCGUGUUUUGAAAAGUGGUGUCUGUAAAAAUCGCAUAUGGCGGCAGGAGAACAAGCCCAGGUGCUACGUGCCCGCGCAUAACGUUUUAAUGCGGCGAGAACUAUGAGUGACCUGGAAUUAGUCACAGAACCUCUCGCGAGUGCGGAUAUGAUAAGCUUGCUGUACUGAGGGAUACUAUGAAGGACAGAGCCAUUGGGCGGAGAGAAGUUAUAGAAAAGGCAAAGCACUGCUACAAUCGUCUGUUAGUGUCAGGAACUUCAGAGUCGUGUCUGCAGCACCUCCUGGCGUCGGCUUGGCCAUCUUUGACGUUCUUGGCCGCAAUGGAGACGCCGGACGUUAAUCAGGUUCCAGUUAAUCUCUCUGACACAAAUGUGACCAUCACCAGAACAGACAAUACAACACUUUUACCAGCUCACAAUAUGACAACAGAUCGUGAACCAACACCAGAAGAAAUGAGAGAUUUCUACAUUGGUCUUCUUCUGGCGAUAUCCUCUAGUAUAUUUAUUGGAUCCAGUUUUAUUUUCAAAAAGAAAGGUCUUCUGCGGUUGGCCAGAAACUCAAGUGUGCGUGCAGGUCAAGGAGGUUAUGGAUAUCUGAAAGAAUGGCUGUGGUGGGCUGGAAUGAUUCUCAUGAUUGUUGGGGAGCUUGCCAACUUUGCAGCGUAUGCUUUUGCUCCAGCAACCCUUGUAACACCUCUUGGAGCUCUAAGUGUAUUGGUUAGUGCCAUCCUAGCAUCUCGUGUUUUGGGAGAAGUCUUGAAUUUGCUGGGAAAAGUUGGCUGUUUGCUGUGUAUUCUGGGUUCCACUGUGAUGGUUAUCCAUGCUCCUAAAGAGCAGGAGGUGUCCAGCAUUGACCAGCUAAAAACAAUGGUGAUUCAGCCAGGUUUCCUUGUCUAUGCAUCAUUGAUCAUUAUAAUGUGCCUGGUGCUCAUUUUCCACACUGCACCACGUUAUGGCCAGAAAAAUGUCAUCAUCUUUAUAACCAUCUGUUCUGGCCUUGGCUCCUUCACUGUCAUGGGUUGUAAAGGCAUUGGUGUCGCUCUAAAACAGACUUUUGCUGGCUACAGCCAGUUUACCAACUGGGUUUUCUACUUACUUUUGGUGGUGGUUGGCAGCUGCAUUAUCAUCCAGCUUAACUACUUGAACCGAGCGCUUGACACCUUCAACACAGCUGUCGUUACACCCAUAUACUAUGUGUUUUUCACAUCUCUUGUCAUGGUGGCAUCACUCAUCCUUUUCAAGGAGUGGGGAACUAUGAAGACACAAGAUAUAAUUGGAGAUUUGUGUGGAUUUCUCACUAUCAUUUGUGGUAUUUUUCUGCUGAAUGCUUUUAAAGAAUUCAACAUUUCCUUAAGGAAUUUACCGAGCAUGAAAAAAGAUACAAGUAACAUGUCAAACAGCAGUAAUUCCAUGGCUCACUGUAAUGACCGUGAUUAUUUGCUGGACAACGGUCCAGUUGAAUCUCAGAGAAAUGAGGUUAUGGUAACAGACUAUCAUGAUGACUUGGAAGAAGUGCAUUGAUUUUAUGCAAAAAAUAUUCCUAUACACCCAAAUACCUUUCCUUAGGAAUUGUUUCUCAUGCUUUGAAACUGAUUUGAUUUAGCCAGUGUGAGAAAAAUGUGUGAAAGUUCACUGAAAGGAAAAAGAAGGAAUGGGACAAGACCUAUUGCAUGAAGAUUUGAUACUCAAGAUGGUUCCCACCCCUGCAAAAAGGAGGAUAAUAAAAUUAACUGUUUCACAUCUUUGUCUACUCAACAUAUUUUCUUUCAUGCUUCUUAUGCUGGUGCACAUUCACCUGUGUAACUGUCCUUGUGAUUGCUAGACUAAUUUUCACUUUCUUUUUUAAGAGCAUACAUUUGGUAGGGUGGGCAGGGGUGGAUCCUCUGUUGCAUAAGCAGAAAAAGUGUUGAAAACAUAUUUACAUAUCACCGCCAGUCACUCGGUGAUCGUUACUGAAAGAGUGCUUCGAUGAUACCACUACAAUCAUUUACUUAACAUGAAAGGAGAAAAAAAACUUUUAUGAUUGUUGUUUUAAGUCAGUGAGCUUGAAAUCUUGAAACAGUCAUAUAAAAAGACCCUAUGUAGGCAAAUGUACUUUAGUGAGACUGCUGGGUUGUGUAUGCCAAGAACCCCCCCCUCUUACCAUCAUCCACCCAUUCCCAAAUUCCAUUUGAUACUUGAAAAGAUAAUUUAACCUGACGUGAGCAGAUAUGAGCAAAAUGAUUAAAAAUUUUAUAUUGUAAAUUGUAACAUUUCUUAUUGCUACUGGUGUUGAUUUUAGUUUCUGAAUAACUGAUUACUAACAUAGUACUUUUUUAAAAAUGUUACUCCACCUGUGGACCUUGUGAACAAUGUGUUGUAGAAUUAUGAAUUGCUUGUAAGCACCAUUGUUUGUUAAUUUUUGGUUUUAGGAUAUUGAAUCAUAAAUGGGAGUAACUUUAGAGCAUUUAUUAACCUUAUUUUUUUUAAAUUUUUUGAGAUUUGUUUACCAAUAUUUCAUUUGAUGGGUUGUGCUGCUUCAGUCAAAUAUUAAAAAUGCAUUGGUAUAUUUCUCCAUUAUGACUGGUUAUUGUCCUAAAAUGCUUAUUAUCUUAGAGAAAUAGUGUUCCUAUAGAACAAGAUGGCUGCAAUCUGCUAUUGUCAUCUUUGGAUUGAAGAUAUUUUUAUAAUGAAUCGUAUGUGAAAAUGGGGUUGCUGAAGAGACUGAAACAAUUUGUUAAAAUGUUUAAUACAGUUUGUGAUGUAUGAUGAAA
Molecule: messenger RNA, 4186 nt
Organism: Pomacea canaliculata
Lineage: Eukaryota; Metazoa; Mollusca; Gastropoda; Architaenioglossa; Ampullariidae
Product: magnesium transporter NIPA2-like
Exons: 6
Coding region: 1611-2954 (447 amino acids)
Biological process (GO): magnesium ion transport
Cellular component (GO): membrane
Molecular function (GO): magnesium ion transmembrane transporter activity
Source: RefSeq, a predicted model, not a curated record